AUGUCCGAAAUCAAUUGUACAGCCAUCGAGGCUCUGCAGAGCCGCCUAAAGGCCGCAACUAUCUAUACACCUGAAUCGGAGAGUUACAAAGAUGUUAUAGUCCGGUGGUCGGACACUGGGAUGAAAUAUGCGGGUGUCGUAGUCCAACCCAUUGAUGCGUUGGAUAUUUCAGCCGCACUGUCGUGGGCACAAGAGCAUAGUAUCGACCUUGCUGUGAAAGGUGGAGGUCAUUCAUGUGCCGGCACAAGCUCGAGCGAUGGUGGCCUGGUCAUUGAUCUGUCGCGCAUGAACCAAGUGACGGUGGAUACCGACCAGAAGACUAUCACUACCCAGGGCGGAGCAACCUGGAAGGAAGUCGACGAUGCCGGUGCGGCUCACGGUUUGGCGGCUGUAGGGGGUACCGUGAACCAUACCGGGGUUGGAGGACUCACUCUAGGGGGUGGUUAUGGCUGGCUGAGCGGAACGUAUGGCCUCACUAUCGACAAUCUCUUGUCCGCGACCGUCGUUUUGGCCGACGGUCGUAUUGUCACGGCCUCUGCCACCGAGAACGCCGACCUGUUUUGGGGGUUGCGAGGUGCAGGGUACAACUUUGGCGUUGUGGUAGAUUUCACCUACCAGGCCUAUGACCAGAAAGAUCCAGUGUAUUCCGGCCUCCUUGGAUUCGCUCCUGAUAAGUUGGAAGGAAUUAUGGAUGCAUUGAACGAGUCCCUGGCGAAUCCUGACUCUCGCUUCGGUGCGAUGUGCAUUUUUGCGUUGGCACCUGAUGGAUCUGGGCCGAUGAUUAUUGUGAUUGGUUUCUACAACGGCUCACGCGAAGAAGGCCAGAAGAAAUUUGCCAGUCUCACGGCCCUUGAGCCAGUUCUGAAUACCCUCGAUAUGAUCCCAUACUCUGUGGUGAACACCUUACAGAACCCCGUAGCGACCUACGGUGAUCGGAAGUCCUUCAAGGGUAUUUUCUACGCGCCGCCAUUGGAUCCUCACUUUGCCAGGGUGAUCUUCAAUGAUUUCAUGGCCAAGAUUCAGAGUGAACCAGAGCUCAAGGCGUCUGCCAUCAUUCUUGAGUUUACCGACAUGCGCAAGAUUUGCGAAGUGCCGCUGACUGCAACUGCGCUGGCAAGCCGAAACCCUACUCAGAAUGGUAUCAUCUUUUUGAGAUGGACCGACUCCUCCAAGGAUUUAGAGUAUCGCGCUUGGGCGCGAGAAGUCCAGUCCAAGUGGGAAGUUGAGUUAAAUGCCAGAACCAAAGAUCAGGGUGUGGAUUCGAGCGUGUCUCAGUACAUCAACUACGCAGAACCUGGUGACUCGGUGGUAAGCAAUAUCUACGGUGUGAACCUUGAGAGAUUGCAAGAGGUGAAGGCGAAGUACGAUCCAAAGAACGUUUUCCACAAAAUGCACCCAAUUUCAACGGGGAAGGACUAG
Messenger RNA from Penicillium verrucosum, 1419 nucleotides. RefSeq names its product FAD-binding oxidoreductase. Gene Ontology annotation, molecular function: oxidoreductase activity; FAD binding. Lineage: Eukaryota; Fungi; Ascomycota; Eurotiomycetes; Eurotiales; Aspergillaceae. The transcript has 3 exons. The record is from RefSeq and is a predicted model, not a curated record. The coding region runs from base 1 to 1419 and encodes 472 amino acids.